This is a messenger RNA of Babesia microti strain RI, 1302 nucleotides long. Its product is annotated as Eukaryotic translation initiation factor 3 subunit M. Gene Ontology annotation, cellular component: eukaryotic translation initiation factor 3 complex. Gene Ontology annotation, biological process: cytoplasmic translational initiation. The transcript is spliced from 4 exons. Bases 1 to 1302 code for a protein of 433 amino acids. NCBI's taxonomy places the organism in Eukaryota, Apicomplexa, Aconoidasida, Piroplasmida, Babesiidae. The record is from RefSeq and is a predicted model, not a curated record.
AUGUCUCUUUUCGUACCCCUUUCUGAUGAUAUGGAGGGGACUAUUAGUGCCGUGUCGUUGGGCGACUACAUCCUAUCGAUCAUGAAAAAGCUAAAACCUAAAUCAGCUUCCAGCUAUUAUGAGAAGUUGAUCGACCAAUUUACAGAAAAAAAUGGUGAGCAGGUGAUUAAAAACCCCCUUGAACUUUUCAAGCUUUUCCUUUCCGAACACGAAAUGGUGUUGGACCAUUUGAAGGAUGCUAUAGAUAAUAACACGACUUCGGUUAUUCUACUGGCAACUGAAAACAAUGUACAGGUAGAGAAAGAAACAUCACUAACUAUCGGUGAGGCAAAUCGCGGUGUUGAAGAAUAUUUUACCAUCCUCAUGUACAUGCUCCAACUCAGGUUCAAAGAGACAGAUUUAAUGGAUGAGGCAGUGGGAUGUUUACUUGAAGUACUAGCAAAAGACCAUCGAUUUCCAGAGUUAAGAAUUAAGGCCAUGCAAUUACUUUACAACACUUUAAUUGAUUCUCCAAAGCAGAGAGCUCGGGUACUAAUAGCGAUCCUAAAUUAUGCCUCCAAUGCAAAUUGUUUUGGGAUAAUUAUCCAGUAUAUCAGAUUCAUUUAUGAGUGGAUAAAGACAGUACAAUUGGAUGACACACAGAAGGUGAAGGUAUACCAUUUGAUUGCGCAAGAGUUGGAAAUUUUCGGAAAGUUGGAGGAAUCAUACCUAUUUUGGAAACUAAGGGCUGAGCAUUGCAAAACGCCAGAACUAAUUGAAUCCCCGGAUACUGUAAAUGCCACAUCAGAUUUGUGCAUUAAAAGUCUAAAAAAUCCCAACAUCUUAUGUUACGACUUUUUGUUAAAGUAUAAAUGCGUGUUAUACUUGGAUAAUACUGAAUUCAAGGAUAUUUAUCAACUUGUAGUUAUUAUGGCUAGGGGAAAUGAGGAUGAACUCAAAAAAUUUAGUGCAGAAAACCCAGAUUUCUUCAAAAAAUAUGAAAUAGAUAUAGAAGAAUGCGUUCAAAAGAUACGAAUGUUGUCAUUAGAGGUCAUUGUCAAUGGGUUGUGCAGUAUUACUAUGAGCGAAUUGUCUGAUAAAGUAGGUUUAUCUGCACAAGAAACUGAAGAGCUGGUGGUAUCAGCUAUUAGCAGGGGAGUUAUAAAUGCAUUGGAAGAUCAAAAAAACCAGACAUUGUAUAUAAAAUCAGCGAUGAAACGCGAGUUCAACAAGGCAAGAUGGGAAGCGCUGCUCAAUGGAUUGCAGAUUUACAAAAAUAGCAUUGCCAGAUUUAAUACGAUGAAACCUGAGUCAGUCAACUAG